This is a messenger RNA of Aedes albopictus (Asian tiger mosquito), 2229 nucleotides long. It is a transcript of the gene Uxs, whose product is annotated as UDP-glucuronic acid decarboxylase 1. The record is from RefSeq and is a predicted model, not a curated record. The transcript is spliced from 5 exons. Gene Ontology annotation, biological process: D-xylose metabolic process. Lineage: Eukaryota; Metazoa; Arthropoda; Insecta; Diptera; Culicidae. Gene Ontology annotation, cellular component: cytoplasm. The coding region runs from base 273 to 1649 and encodes 458 amino acids. Gene Ontology annotation, molecular function: UDP-glucuronate decarboxylase activity; NAD+ binding.
AUAAACGCGAACAAACAUCGCGCAGUUCGCGAUCGCUCGCCAAGAGGAGACAAAAGUUUGGUUUGUUCGUCGUCACUUUUCGCGUUUGUUGGUUUAUCGCGUUUUUGUGAAAUACCUAGCUAGCUAGCCAUCAGGUGAAGGAGGAGAAAAAAACAGUUUAUUUAUUGUGCGCCCGAGAAGAGCGAAUAUCUCGCGCGCCCCGGCUGCUGGUGGUGGUGAUUCGCGGUUUUCGAUGCUGACGGACCACGGACGGCACGGCGAUUCAGUCGAUUAUGGUGUUCUCGAAGAGAAAGAUGAAGCAGCUGUUCGCGUUCGGUGUGGCCAUCGUCUUGGUAAUCUGUUUGUACAAAUCGUGGGGUAGCCCGGCUAGUGCCAAGCUAAGUCUUGCAAUCGCUAGUGAUAAUGAUAAUGAGCUAGAGGGAGGUUUCGACCGGGGAAGAUUUGGUGCGAGGCAUCCGGAGCCGCGCGUGGCUGAGCAGAGCAGAGAUGGUGGGGUCGUUGCCGAUCGCCGGGAAGAGCUGGAUAAGGAGCAGGAUACCAGAAUGAACGAGCUGCACGAGGCGAAGAAGCAGAUUUUGCAGUUGGAGCGGAAAAUUCAGGAACUGGAAGGUCGGAUACCCAGGAAGUAUCCCGACGUGACGUUCCUGAAUUAUAAAAACCGGAAACGGAUACUGAUCACCGGCGGGGCCGGCUUCGUGGGGUCCCAUCUGGUGGACUACCUGAUGAUGCAGGGCCACGAGGUGAUCGUGGCCGACAACUUCUUCACCGGCCGGAAGCGCAACGUCGAACACUGGCUGGGUCACGAAAACUUCGAACUGAUCCACCACGACAUCGUGAAUCCGCUGUUCAUCGAGGUGGACGAGAUCUACCAUCUGGCCAGUCCGGCCAGUCCACCGCACUACAUGUACAACCCGGUCAAAACGAUCAAGACCAACACGUUGGGCACGAUCAACAUGCUCGGGUUGGCCAAGCGGGUCGGAGCGAAGGUGCUGAUUGCGAGCACUUCGGAGGUGUACGGCGAUCCGGAUGUGCAUCCCCAGCCGGAAACGUACUGGGGCCAUGUGAAUCCUAUUGGGCCACGCGCUUGCUACGACGAGGGAAAACGGGUGGCCGAAACGUUGAGCUAUGCGUACGCCAAGCAGGAGAACGUCAAUGUGCGGGUAGCGCGGAUCUUCAACACGUACGGUCCGCGGAUGCACAUGAACGACGGCCGGGUGGUGUCGAAUUUUAUCAUCCAGGCGCUGCAGAAUCAGUCAAUUACGAUGUAUGGCAGCGGGAAGCAGACCCGCUCCUUCCAGUACGUGUCCGAUCUGGUGGACGGAAUGGUGGCGCUGAUGGCGUCCAACUACACUCAGCCGGUCAAUUUGGGCAACCCGGUGGAGCGCACCAUCCAGGAGUUUGCGGAAAUAAUCCGGGACCAGGUGGGCGGCCGGAGUAAGAUCAUCGAGCUUCCGGCUGUGGAGGAUGAUCCGCAGCGGCGCAAACCGGACAUAUCCCGAGCCAAGAAGUAUCUCAACUGGGAACCGCGGGUUCCACUGAAAGAGGGCCUCAUCAAAACGAUAGAAUACUUCCGGAAGGAGCUGGCACGGUCCAACCACUCGCAGCGGAACAUUUUCGUGCCGGAAACGACUGAAAACUUGGAGAAAUAGCUCCCUCAACUCCCAAUUCCCAACUGAUGGUGGUGGCUGAAAUAUUUGGAUCGGCGUACGUGAGCGGCGCGCGAGUGGUUUGUGUGUGGUAGUCAGGUGAGUGCUGUUCCCAGCGGAUGAUUCGAAUGCCCUGUUGUAAUUUUGUAUUAAGCCGUGUCUAUCCCAUCCGAGAACGCUCAGCAGCAUCCUUAUACUUUCAAUGACAGUACAAAUUUCUCUCCCUCCGAUUCAUUCGUUCGUCACUUUUGGUCAUCAGAGCUUCUCGUUAAACCGUACAUCUGUGGUGCAAAACCCCUCCUUAUUAUUUUAGUGCGGGUCUCCAUUCCCAUCUUGUGUGUACAGGGAACCAAAAUACCGAUGUCAAUUAUUGUUGAAAGCGUGGCCUUCGGUCCACGGGAGUGGGAGGGACCUUCUAAAUCUUAGCUUAAUCUUGGUUAGAAUAAUUUCUCUCGAGUUGGAUCUUUUGUGCAUAUAUGUUUCCAGAACCUUGUUCUAGUCUUGUUUUAUAUUUGUGAAUAUUUUUUUUAUAGUGUUUAUGUGGAUCAAAGCAAAGAAACGAUCAUGUUAGUGAAUAGUUGAA